AUGACCUGUCCAGCGACGCAGCUUGUUUGGAGGAAAACUCCACGGGCCCUCUCUCUUCUUAAGCUUCUGCGUCGAAACCCCGACCUCUCUCUUUCUUCCUCCCCUCCAUCUCUUUCCUCUUCCUCCCCUCCAUCUCUUCCCUGUUCUUCCUCGUGGUCUCCCCCUUCUUCCUCGUCUUCCUUCUCUCUUUCCUCUCCUCUCUCUUCUUCCUCUUGUGUCUCUUCUUGCUCUUAUCUCUCUUCUUCCUCUUCUUCCUCUUCUUUCUCUCCUUCGUCUCCUUCCUCUUCUGCCUCUUCUUCCUCUUGCUUCUCUUCUGUUUCGGUAUUUCACACUGCCUUACGCGGCGUUACCCCUUUCUUGCAUGAUGCGACAACAGGACAUUUUCCCCGUCUUUUCCGCACGCGUUCUGCAUCGACUGACGCCUCCGUAUUAGCGAAGCCGUCUGUCUACUCGUGCGCCGAAGCAGAGAAAGGAGGCGAGGACAAGGCGCCAGGGAAUCAAACAGAAGGGAGCGCGCGAGACAGCGACGCAGACUCGCUCUCUGCCACAGAAGACGCCGAGUACCAACGCGCAGCCGAUGCGCUCCUGAAGACGCUGUUUCAACAAGUGGAAGAGGAUGCAUGGGAAGGCAUCGAAGACAUUGACUAUCGCCGGCGGCGACUACUUCGAUUACUCGGCGCAGUCUUCGUCAGGCUGUCCGACGUCUUGGCGUUCGGCGCGAUCUGGCCGGACUCUCGGCGAGGUGCUCUCGGCUGA
Neospora caninum is the source of this 756-nucleotide messenger RNA. RefSeq lists its product as hypothetical. The transcript has 2 exons. NCBI's taxonomy places the organism in Eukaryota, Apicomplexa, Conoidasida, Eucoccidiorida, Sarcocystidae. The record is from RefSeq and is a predicted model, not a curated record. Bases 1 to 756 code for a protein of 251 amino acids.